Molecule: messenger RNA, 7760 nt
Organism: Cyclopterus lumpus (lumpfish)
Lineage: Eukaryota; Metazoa; Chordata; Actinopteri; Perciformes; Cyclopteridae
Product: MAX gene-associated protein-like
Exons: 22
Coding region: 388-6810 (2140 amino acids)
Biological process (GO): regulation of transcription by RNA polymerase II; positive regulation of DNA-templated transcription; cell fate specification
Cellular component (GO): nucleus
Molecular function (GO): DNA-binding transcription factor activity, RNA polymerase II-specific; RNA polymerase II cis-regulatory region sequence-specific DNA binding; protein dimerization activity
Source: RefSeq, a predicted model, not a curated record
GCCCGAUAUCUAUGUGCAUGCGCUUUUCUCUUUUUUUUUGUGGUACUGUUGUUGGCUUCACUUUUGCGUGCACGCUCGGGGUCGCGUCGACGCGAGCGCACACACUGGCUCGUGGCUCUCGGCCUCCAUUUGCCAGUUGGUGUUCACGUUCGAGGGAUUCGACCCGAGGAGGCCCCCGUUCAAACGGCGACGACGACGACGCCGACGCCGCAACAGUUGGGAGUCUUUUACCGUAAACGUUGACGUUAUGUCGCCGUCGUAGGCCACGAGGCGUCCGCCCCCCCUUCCUCCUCCUCCUCCUCUCCCCCGACGACGAAAGGUGAGGCGUUAGGGAAAGCUGCAACUUUUACAACUUGGGCAUCAAAUGAAGCGGGACAGCCGUUGGUGAUGCCUGCCACCGACUCUGAGCCCACAUCGAUGGAGGACACCCACACAUUGGAGGAAGCGGAGGGGAGCUCGACUAACAUGCCCUCCUCCGCUCCUCCUGCGAUCGACCCUUCCUCAACUCCUCUGUAUCCGACCGCCACGAGACCUAAUCAUUUCCCGAUUGAGAAAAAAGCCGUCUCCGUGGCGAGCAACGAUUGCAGCUCGGCUCUCUCUUCACCCGCUGAAGCUAGCCCGGCCAAGCCGGCUGCAAUAUCGCCUGCCCCCUGUGAACUGACUGUUGAAACAAGCACCGCUACCUCACAUAUAGCGUCGGCGGCAGACUCCCCAACGUGCACGGGGGCGAGCCUCGUCCGCGUAUCGGAGCCGCCGCCCUUGACUGUGUGGCCGUCUACCACAUAUGGAAAUCCGGAGGUGAAAAAUGACUUUCCCGCGGUGCUGACCUUCAAAGGUGUCAGCGUCACCCUGGAGAAUAACAGCGUGUGGAAGCAGUUCUACGGCUGUGGAACGGAGAUGAUUCUCACCAAACCGGGGCGCCGCAUGUUCCCGUACUGCAGGUAUCGCCUGUCUGGCCUAGAGCCCGAGCGGCAGUACAGUUUGGUCCUUUCCAUCGUUCCAUCGGACCAGUACAAGUACCGCUGGAGCGCAACCAAAUGGGAGCUCACUGGUGCAGCAGAACACCAGGGCCAGGGCCUGAGCCGGGCCUUUUCCCACCAUUACUCACCCAGUCUGGGCUCUGAGUGGAUGAGCACCUUGGUGUCCUUCUACAAACUCAAACUGACCAAUCACCCUCAAGACCUCGACGGUCACGUGGUCCUUCACUCCAUGCAUCGCUACAUUCCUAGGCUCCACGUGAUACCCGCCCCGGACGGGCACGCACCCACACCUGAACAGCCCGUGGUUAUGGGACCAGAGAGCAUGACUUUUACUUUUCCUCAGACCGAAUUCAUGGCGGUGACGACUUAUCAGAACUUUCGGAUCACGCAGCUGAAAAUUAAUCACAAUCCGUUCGCUAAAGGCUUCAGGGAGGACGGGAACAACACCCGGCUGCACCGGAUCCCCAGCGAGGCGAUUAAGGACAUGCAGACUUUUAUUUUAACACCCGCUGAACCAAAUGAGAACACGGAGGAGGUUGUGGAUCUGAGCACAAAGGCUCCCGCCGUCUCCGGUUCUCUAGCCAAUGAGCAAGCGACCCGACUGGUCCUGAAGCCCAUCAUGUCUACCUCCGCCACCAAGAACGAACCGUUUGUCGCCUGUUUAAGAGGCAAGCAUGCCCUCGGUGAGCUCGUGCUUGUCCAAAAACGUCCGCUCGUCGAGCCCAAGGAAGAGCCCCACGCUGACAUAAACGUCACGCCCGCUACCUCAACGCCGACCCCGGAAUCGUCACCCGGCUCCCAGAAGAAGAAGAAGAGGCUCAAUAGACGUUGGGCCAAUUCGCGGGGAAAAGAGUGGAAACCUGCAGCUGCCUCCCCCACGGUAUUCCACAGCCCAUCAUUGACUGUCGCUAUGCAACCAGAACUGGAUGAUGUAGAGGGCCUGCUGUUUGUGUCAUUUACCUCAAAGGAAGCUCUUGAGGUUCACAUCGGGGACAAGCCAGCCAAUAGCACACCGGCAGCAUCUCCAAUUUCCCCACUGGCACCGAUGCGGUGGAGGGAAGAAGAAAACAUUGCAGUGGACGCGAUCCCGGAGACGGAUGAGGAGAAGGUGGGCCGCUCGGAGGCCGUCCUGCUGCAGGACCUCAGGGUUCUCAAACACAGACAAGUCAUCCAUCCUGUGCUGCAGGAGGUGGGCAUGAAGUUGAGCUCCUUGGACCCAAUGAAGCCCAUUGACCUGCAGUAUCUCGGGGUUCAUCUGCCACUUCCUCCCCCAAAGCUGCCAGAGAAAAGCAAGGCAGUGGAUCCGUCUCCUGGUGAUAAAGGAUUAUCCUUCACGUCACGGACGGGAAAGACAAGUGACGUGACACAAAUAAAGGGAUGGAGAAACAAGUUCAUCAGAAAGAAAGAAACGCCUCCUCCCAUCAGUGACGGAUCCCAGAAGAACCUGUCGGCGUUCUGCAGCAACAUGUUGGACGAGUACUUGGAGAGCGAAGCUCAGUACAUCAGCGACCGCGCCGCUGCCUUCUCCACGCACGCCGAGGACUCCGUGGCCUAUCAGCUGCCGGUCAAAAGCUCCAGCUACGUGAAGACCCUGGACAGCGUGCUCAAGAAUCGGAAAGCUGCUUCCAAAUCCCCCCUAAAGGCCAACCGACCCUGCCCGCUUUCCCACAAGCCCCUCCUCUACUCCGCCCUGGCGGCGCCGGCGCCUCCUCUGGCCGCCCCCGAGACGACCCCGGUCCAGACGGGAGUCCAGUCCACGCAGCCGCCGGCAUCUUCGCAGCUGCAGCCGGUAGCGCAGAGAUUAGCCGCAUUCCUCCCAACGCUCAGCCCGAGACCGAACGUUGGGCAGAACCACACGAUGAUGCAAAGACCUUCAGGCCACACUAAGACCCUGCUCAGACUCACGGAGAUGGAGUUCGGAGCCCUGAACCAGGGUCUGAGCAGAACUCAGCUGACUACAGACCGACUGUCAGUGGCUCUGGCUGGUUUGCUGACUAAACAGAUGCUGGCCAGUCAGGUCUGGAAAGUAACCAGGUGUCCGACGUAUACACCGACGGGACCCGAGUGCGGUCAGGAGUUCUGCACGCUGGGCUGCGUGUGUUCGAGUCUCCAGCAUCUGAACAGACCUCCCUUCCACUGCCGGCGGCCCGAAUGCAUGUUCGGCUGCGCCUGCUUCAAACGCAAGAUCACCAAGCAGUUGAGCGCGGGGGAGAGAGAAGCGCUGAUCCAACCCGUUUACUCUAUGACUAACAUGGAACAUAUGGUCCAGCCUCACCCGGGCUCCCACGCUAAUAAACUGUGGAACCGCCUCACUCACGGAGUGGAUCCAGAACCACUCUUCAUCCCCAAAAGUGCUCCAAGUGGGCUCCCCUGUUUGCCGCCUGUAAAGGUCGCGAAACGCAACACUGGAGCUAUUCUAUCCCAACCGAUUCGAGAAGAGGACAAGGAUCCGGUGUACAGAUACCUGGAGAGCUUGAUGACAUGUGCACGUGUAAGGGAGUUCAACAGCAAGCCUCCCCCUGUACUCACCAUUGAGCCCAAGACCCUUGAUAUUCCUGCAAAACCGCAGCAAACGGCCCCCGAUGAGCAGCCGAAGAAGUGCCCCAGUCCUCUACCGGUUAAAAAAGAAGAAAGGCUCACUGAGAGAACCACAUCCGGUGAAAAGGAAGCGAAAAAGCAAAUCGAGAUCCAGUCGGCGUGUCAGUGGGUGAAGGACCGCAAGAUGGUCCUGGAGGCUUUGUGUCAGCGCAUGAAUCAGAAUCGUCUGUCUCGGUGCUUCUGGGUGGGACCGUACCGCGUCCGCCCCAUCGCCAAGAUCUUCAUGCGGAAGCCCAGCGGCUCCAUCGUCACCUACAGGUUGCACAUCAGUAAACCGUCAAAAGCUAGCGACGCCGAUGAAGAUGAAUACGACGACACCGAUGAGGAAAAGCCGCCCGAUAAAAGCAUCGAUGGGGAUGCGGAGGCGGAGGCGGUGGAGGACGAUCCCCAACAUGUAGAGUCUGAUGUGCAGUUUGGAGUCACGCCCUUUUUGAGUGGAGUGUUACCUGCUGGAAGAUUGAAGGCCAGGACCAAACCUGCUGGCUGCCAAGCAUCUGGACUCAUACAGGUAAAUGGUAAAUCCUACAAUCAGGCCCGACUGUUGCUGGGGAACAUGGGAUCUCUACAUCCGGCCAACCGCCUCGCAGCAUUCAUCACGGGCCGGCUGCUUCCUCCCGGCGGCAUUUCUCUUAAAGUCUCUCGGAAAUCCGACCCGGCAAACAAAAUCACCACUCCCGAUCCUCUGCACAUAAAGGCUGCCGGCGCAGUCGUUCCUCCGGUUAUAACGGCAAAGAGCACCACUCACCUGAAGCCGCCAACACAGCCACCAGUUCCGAUGUUCCCGGCAGAACUUUGGACGAAGGGAUCCAUCCAGAACUCGUCCAGCGUCAACCCUUUCGCCUCGGGCCAACGCAGCUCGGCCGGCGGCGCCUUCCAGAAGAGCUCCGCGUCCUCGCCCGUUUCUCUCACCGUAUCGCAGUCUCUGAAAACGCCCAGCUUCUUGGGACAGAGCGGCACCUAUUCAUUCAGGAUCUGCCCUCCGGCUAACCAGGGCACCCGAGGCCAGAAGUUAACGGGCGUUACUCUGCCCGGGGGCUUCACUCUCAUCGAACUCCCAACGCCUGGAGCCGACGGAGCCGAGAACACUACAGACGAUAAAGCCCGGCCGCAGAGAGAAGCCUCGUUAAAUGUCGGCCGCUUGGCAGCUGAUUCGGAUGCAAAUAGGAAGGGUUUGAACACUUGUGCCGACCUUUCAGCGGAGCUGGUGAGUGAUGUGAAGAUACCAUCAGAUGAGAAUGAUGAAACCAACCGCAUGCAGGUGGAAUCAAACCCGGAUAUCGCUUCGGAGGACUUGAGCUCCGACUCCGACUCCUCCAACUACUCUGGAGAUCGGGACGGAAAUGAUGAGGUGGUGGACAUCGAGACCGUGGAGGAAGUAGGACACGGAUUGGCCAUCGCUCAAAUGAAAGAAGCGGUCCGCAUGGCGACAAAGGCGUCGGGAGAGCCCCCCGAUGGUUUGGGGUCAACGAGGGAAGUCCAAGUCCAGGUCCAGGAUAAUAUAGAGGAGUGUAGGGACAGCAGGAGGCGGACCAACCACACGUUCCUGGAAAGGCAAAGACGCUCCGAACAGCGGACCCUCUUCGACAGACUCCAGACGGUCCUUCAGAGCGACCCCCGGGCCCCCAGGCUCCGCCUCCUCUCACUGGCCCAAAAAGAAAUCCAAACUCUGACUGAGACUUCCAGAAGUCUGGAGGAGAAGAAGAGGAGGCUGACUCGGAUGCAGUCCGUCUACGUGAAGGAGCUUUCCCUUUUGUCGGGCAAGUCGGCCACGCUGAUUAGAAACAAGCUGAAGGACAUCUGCGAGAAGCAGAAAGUGAGAGAGAAGAAGACCGAGUGGAACCCGUUCUUCUCCAAUCUACUCGAGUCCAAAGCUGCUCUUAUGCAAUCCAGCAUCCUGAAGCAGCCGAAGCUGCCGGCCAAACCCCUGCUGGAGCCGGACUUCUUCAGGGCUCUCCUUCAGACUAAAUCCCCUGCGACUGCAGGCCCAAACAAGCUGGUGUCCCUGCUCCAGUCCAACCUAAAAAGGGCUCUUACGCAAUCCAGUGCACCCAAGUCGCCAUCGGUGUCCUUCGCACCCUGGGCGGAGGUCCCUGCACCCUCACCACAAGGCGGUCAACAUGUCAAAGAGAAGGAGGAGCAGGAGAAGAAGAACGCCCCCCCGGCGCCGGUCAUUGAGCCCACCUCCCAAACGCAGACCUGGGUCUUAGCUGCACCUCAGGACCCCGCAGCCCGGGACGAAGCCUCAUCUUCGGCCCCAAAGCCGCCCGAUAAUGCUCCGCAGUCCUUUUCUCUUCCUCUGAUUCGCUCCAAAACCGGCAGACUCAUCCUUCCCUCAUCUCUGAAACCGCUCGGUCACGGCUUCUACACGCUCAUGGUUAUGGAACCCCGGCCGAAAGGAGAGGAGGAUACCGCCGGCUCCUCGGCGAAUUUGAAACCCUGUGACGCGGAAUCAUCGGCGAAACCAGCGGAGGGCUCUUCUGAACCCGACCCGCUUUUAGAUUCGGGAAGCAAUCGUGUUUUGGAGGACGAGAAAACUGCCCAAGCGUCAAAGUGUAACCCGAAGCCUUCGAGUGUGACGGCCCCCGUGGCGAAGCUCCCCCUCUUUAAAAAUUCCAUCUUCACGCCGUCGGUGGCUCUGCAGGUCGUGAAGGGCUACCGGGAGGCGACUCCGACUGCCUGCUUGAGUUUCAAUCGCGUGACGGACAUUCACGCUUCCGCCGAGGCGGAUCUGAGCCCCGCUUCAGCCGGCCGUUGCCGAGGCCGGCCCCGAAAGCACCCCGGUAACCCCGUUUCCCCCCUCGUCCCCGUCGUUAAGCAGGAAAACCCUACGGCGGAAGAGGACGUCGGCAAAAGGAAAACGUCUCUUCUGGUUAAAGAGGGGGCGAGUAAAAAACUGACCGGGGGCUCCUCGGGGGUUCGGGGCAAGCCGGUGCCGGUCAAACGGCGUCCGGGAAGACCCCCGAAGACGAAGAAGAAGAAGGCCGCACAGAUGUGGAGUCCUCCGGCCGUGCAGGCAGGAAGUUGUCCCCCCGACUCCAAGGAGGACGGCGCCGUCAGACUUUCUUGUUUUAAAAGCCCCGAUUGCAAACCCAAAGAAAGCCUCUCGAAGGCGUCUCGGCCGUUAACCCGAGGCGCGUUAGGGAAGGACUUCCCCAGCGCCAAGAAGCGCUCGUGGAUCGACGUGGAAAAGGAACUGGAACCGGAGAUCGAGUCCGAGUCUGACUCCGAAUAGUCCGGGUCUCUCCCUGUGGCUGCAGACGCCAAUGCAGGCGCAGGAGUUUCUGAAUGUGUUGGCACAAAAACUCAGUGGACCUUGUUUUUUUUUGGUACGAAGAAUAUAUAUAUAUAUAUAUAUAUAUAUAUAUAUAUAUAUAUAUAUAUAUAUACACACAUAUACACGAGAAAGCAUUAAUUGACCUUUUGAAUGUAUGAAUGAAAAAUGACCGGUAACCUCCACACAUUCAGCUUUUGGUGGUGUUGUUUUCUUACGACGCAUUUGUUUUGUCGACUACUUUCUCGGUCACUUUUCCCGUCAAACGGCAAAAUGAGAUUUAUUCAAAUCAUGAUUUUCUUUUUCUUUUUUUCUUUUUUUGGAAGUCCUUUCUGUUACUGAUCUGUCCUAUGCAAAUAUAUAAAUCAAGGGUCAGGGGGCGCGAUGUUCCGAUACGCGGCGCCUUUUCGGUGAAAGUUCAAUCGGGUUUCAUGAACUCCGUCAAACGUACACAUGUUAACUUAUGUCUUUUCCAUUUUUAUUGAGAGCUAGUUUGAUGCAUGCGUCCCUUUUUUUCGAAAAAAGUGAUCCGUUUUCCGAUAUUAACUCCCGUGAAAAUCAUAUGUAGUAGCACUUUAUGUUUUCUUUUGGUAGAAACCACCCAUGAUUUCUUCGCUUUAGUCUGUACAGUAGCGGUCUGUAUUCUGGGGACUUGGCUCAGUAAUAUGCACAUAAACCGGACGUGUCACAAGCAAUCAAGAAAGGAGAGGGGAAAAAACGCUAUUUGCCAUAAUGUAUCUAUGAAAAUAACCUCUGUAAAUAGUAUAUUUCUUUUUUUUUCUUUUUUUAAUCGCAAUACAUUUACUUUGUGGAUGAUUAUUUUGAAACACUGGUUGUCCUGUUACUUCUGUUCCAUUGGAAAUGUGAACAAUAAUGUGGCCUUUAAUAUCAAUAAAAACGACAUGCAUUUA